Messenger RNA from Conger conger (European conger), 324 nucleotides. RefSeq names its product prokineticin 2 (gene prok2). The coding region runs from base 1 to 324 and encodes 107 amino acids. The transcript has 3 exons. Lineage: Eukaryota; Metazoa; Chordata; Actinopteri; Anguilliformes; Congridae. The record is from RefSeq and is a predicted model, not a curated record.
AUGAAGUCCAGCUUCUCACUGCUCUUCGGUUUCCUGUUGAUUUCCCAUGGCUCCUCUGCAGUCAUCACCGGGGCCUGUGAGAUGGACACUCAGUGCGGCGGGGCCAUGUGCUGUGCAGUCAGCCUGUGGAUCAGGAGCCUGAGGAUGUGCACCCCCAUGGGCCUGGAGGGGGACGACUGCCACCCUGUCAGUCACAAAGUACCGUUCUUUGGCAAAAGGCUUCAUCACACAUGCCCCUGCCUGCCAAACUUGGUAUGCGUAAGAACAACAGAAACCAAAUAUAAAUGCCUGCCACCUUAUAAGUACCAAGACUAUUAUCUUUGA